Messenger RNA from Amaranthus tricolor (Joseph's coat), 354 nucleotides. RefSeq lists its product as uncharacterized. NCBI's taxonomy places the organism in Eukaryota, Viridiplantae, Streptophyta, Magnoliopsida, Caryophyllales, Amaranthaceae. The coding region runs from base 1 to 354 and encodes 117 amino acids. The transcript has a single exon. The record is from RefSeq and is a predicted model, not a curated record.
AUGUUACAAGUUGCAGAGUUAGAUAAGCUUCGCCUUGAUGCAUAUGAAAGUUCUAUGUUAUACAAGGAGAGAACCAAGAGAUGGCAUGACAAGCACAUUCAAAGGCGUGAAUUCAAGGAAGGAGAACUAGUCCUAUUGUUCAACUCCCGUCUCAAGCUAUUUUCGGUAAAACUCAAAUCCAGGUGGUCUGGACCAUUCCAAGUCACCAAGGUCUUCCCUUAUGGUUCUGUAGAAGUUUGGAGCGAGGGGAGCGAUACAUUCAAGGUGAAUGGGCAACGGUUGAAACAUUACCGAGCUGGAGUACCCAUUCAAGGGAACCAGGUUUAUAACCUUUCCCUUCCUUCUUCCUACUGA